GGACGCCUUUACCAAUUACCCUCAAGCAUAUUAAAAGUAGGCUGGAGUUGAGGAGUGGAGUGCGGAGUGACGUGAAACCGGCGAGAACUGGAGGAGAUGGACACGGCCACGCUAACAGGGUAUGAGAAAGAGAGAGAGAAAGAAAAUGGAGGAGAAAGCAGAUCGUUUUCAUCAGAGCAGGAUGACGAAUCUGAAGAAGCAGAAGAUGAUGAAUUCAUGUAUGGGGCGGGAACUUUUACAGAGAGAAAGAUCGAGCACUACUCAUCUCUGCACCGAAUGUUGUUGGUCGGAGAAGGAGAUUUUUCCUUUUCUCUCUCUCUUGCCAGAGCUUUUACCUCUGCUCGCAACAUGGUCGCCACUUCCCUCGACACCCGCCAAGAUAUAAUAAACAAGUACAGUAAUGGGAUAUGGAACGUGAGAGAGUUGGAAGAGUUGGGGUGCGUGGUACUAUGCGGGGUGGACGCAACAAAGAUGAGCGAACACUUCUUCCUCAGAACGCAGAGGUUCGAUCGUAUCGUCUACAACUUCCCCCAUGUUGGUUUCAUCUUCCCGGAGGCUACUGCCUGCCAAAUCAAGCUGAAUAAGGGACUGGUAAAAGGGUUUUUGAAGAACGCCAAGGUGUUGUUAAGGAAGGAUCACAAAGGAGAGAUUCAUGUAACGCACAAGGAUGGUUAUCCAUAUGAGAAGUGGGACUUGGUGAAGAAAGCAGAGAAGCUAGGGCUGGCUUUACUCGAGAGCGUGCCCUUCUGCAAGGACAAGUAUCCUGGUUAUGAUAACAAGAGAGCCCAUGGUAGCCUUUCCGAUGCUCCCUUCCGUUUAGGAGACUGCACUACUUUCAAGUUUAGGCUUGUUUCUUAAUUCGUACCCAUGCCGUGCAGCAUGAUCUCUAUUCUGCUGUGUGAUUGACGUGUGUAAGUCUUCUAGUUACUCGAGUAAGCUGUACACCUUAAAUCCUAACGUAAAUAAAUCAAUUCUGUGAAGAGAAGAGAUUACCAGAAUUAAAUUUCUACAGUGGCCUCUCUA
This is a messenger RNA of Diospyros lotus (date-plum), 1023 nucleotides long. RefSeq names its product heavy metal-associated isoprenylated plant protein 41-like. NCBI's taxonomy places the organism in Eukaryota, Viridiplantae, Streptophyta, Magnoliopsida, Ericales, Ebenaceae. The record is from RefSeq and is a predicted model, not a curated record. Gene Ontology annotation, biological process: rRNA base methylation. Gene Ontology annotation, molecular function: rRNA (uridine-N3-)-methyltransferase activity. Gene Ontology annotation, cellular component: cytoplasm. The coding region runs from base 97 to 858 and encodes 253 amino acids. The transcript is spliced from 3 exons.